ACAAGAAGUGGAAGCAAGAUGCAUAAACUUAUUGUCAGGAGAUGGAUCAGCAGAAUCCAUACGAUCUGAACUGAUUUCUAUAUUCCAACUGAUAGCAAGCACGGGUAACAGUACCUAUAAGAAUGUAGAAGGAAUUGAUACAUAUAUUCUGGAAAAAGGUAAUACUGAAGUGAUUGCAAUUUGGAGACGAAUUCGUUACAUCAUUUACUUAUAUAUCGAACCUCUUGAAACUUUUUUACCUGUAGACGAUAGUACCCUCCAAGACUUUAUGACUACUGAAAUGUAUCAAGCAGAAAUGGACAGAAGGACAAAGACGCUACUUUCAAAUGGCAACAUAACGAGUCAGUUUUGGUUCAUCCGCUAUUUCUCUCUUGUUAAUGAUGUUUUCUACGGACUGAGAAAAAUUAAAAGAGAAAAAAAUGUGGAAAGAUUAAUUAGGGUUUUAUCUCUGCCUCGGGCUGACUUGGCUCUGAUAGAUGAGUUUCAGUUACUGAAAAAGGGUGCAAGUACUGUUGUUUUGAGAAAGCAAUUGUCCAGAGUUGCAAUUACACAAGAACAAUUUGAGGAAAAGUUGCAGUGUUACUUUUGCUUUGAAGAAUACAGAGUAGGUGAAUUGGUUACAUCCCUUUCGUGUUCUCAUUUAUAUCACACGGAUUGCAUUAAAUUGUGGUUACCAAUAGAAAAAACUUGCCCUUGCUGUAGAAGAAGAGUGGACUUCAUAAAAGAUUUUCCUUUGAAUACAUUUAUAUUGAAUCAUCACAUUUUUUAAUCAUUUUAAUCUAUUGUUCAUGAUGUGAUAUUUCGCAAGCUAAUAAAAAUAGCAAUGUCUGAAAAA
Molecule: messenger RNA, 835 nt
Organism: Parasteatoda tepidariorum (common house spider)
Lineage: Eukaryota; Metazoa; Arthropoda; Arachnida; Araneae; Theridiidae
Source: RefSeq, a predicted model, not a curated record